GUUCUUUUUCCCUUUCUCUCGUUCUCUUUCCCCGGCUCGCCGGCCGUUGAUUGCUGCAACAAGGAACCAAGAUGGCGACGGCGGGCGGAGAUUGCGACGUGAUUAUGGCGCCCGCAGCAGCCCCAAUGGUGGCUUCGCAUUCCGAGGUGCCACCGAUGUUGAGCGAAGAGGACGAGGGGACGCGCAGAGAAGCAGAGUCCUUCAAGGAGCAGGGAAAUGCAUUUUAUGCCAAAAAGGACUACAAUGAAGCAUACAACUACUAUACAAAAGCCAUAGAUACAUGUCCCAGCAAUGCCAGUUAUUAUGGAAACCGUGCUGCCACUCUCAUGAUGUUAGGCAAAUUUCGGGAGGCACUGGGGGAUGCUCAACAAUCAGUCAGGAUGGACGAUAGCUUUGUGAGGGGACAUCUGCGGGAGGGAAAGUGCCACCUAUCUCUGGGGAAUGCCAUGGCUGCCAGCCGCUGCUUCCAACGAGUUCUAGAAUUGGAUCAUAAAAACACACAGGCUGAGCAAGAGUUGAAGAGUGCCGGAACUGUUCUAGAAUAUGAAAAAAUUGCUGAAGUUGAUUUUGAGAAACGGGACUUCCGAAAGGUUGUAUUUUGUAUGGAUCGUGCUCUAGAAUUUGCCCCUGCCUGCCAUCGCUUCAAAAUCCUGAAAGCAGAAUGCUUAGCUUUGCUAGGUCGCUAUUCUGAAGCCCAGUCUGUUGCAAGUGACAUCUUGCGAAUAGAUGCAACAAAUGCUGAUGCUCUCUACGUCCGAGGCCUUUGCCUUUACUAUGAGGACUGCAUCGAGAAGGCUGUGCAAUUCUUCAUCCAGGCACUAAAAAUGGCUCCUGACCACGAUAAAGCCUGCCUUGCUUGCCGUAACGCCAAAGCACUGAAAGCAAAGAAAGACGAUGGUAACAAGGCUUUCAAGGAAGGGAAUUAUAAGCUGGCCUUCACACUUUAUACAGAGGCCCUAGCAAUAGAUCCAAAUAACAGGAAAACCAAUGCCAAACUGUACUGCAAUCGUGGAACUGUUAAUUCCAAGCUUAGAAAGCUAGAUGAAGCAAUAGAAGACUGCACAAGUGCCAUCAAACUGGACGACACAUACAUUAAGGCCUAUCUGAGAAGAGCGCAGUGUUACAUGGACACAGAGCAGUAUGAAGAUGCUGUAAGGGAUUAUGAAAAGGUUUACCAGACAGAGAAAACAAAAGAACACAAGCAGCUGCUCAAGAAUGCACAGAUGGAACUGAAGAAGAGCAAGAGGAAAGACUACUACAAGAUCCUGGGUGUAGACAAGAAUGCCUCUGAAGAUGAAAUCAAAAAAGCAUACCGGAAACGGGCCCUGAUGCAUCACCCAGAUCGGCAUAGUGGAGCAAGUGCUGAAAUCCAGAAAGAGGAAGAAAAGAAAUUCAAAGAAGUUGGUGAAGCCUUUACCAUUCUCUCUGAUCCAAAGAAAAAGGCCCGCUAUGACAGUGGCCAGGAUCUAGAGGAAGAUGGCAUGAAUAUGGGAGAUUUUGAUGCUAAUAAUAUCUUCAAGGCUUUCUUUGGAGCACCUGGAAGUUUUAGUUUUGAAGCUUCUGGACCAGGGAAUUUCUUUUUCCAGUUUGGCUAAGCUGCAGAACAGAUCCAUUUCAUCUACUGAAAUCCAGAGUUUCCCUGACCUGCUUCUUUUAACUUCAAGUUCCAUCCUCCCUUCAUUGCAUCUCAGCGUUUCUUAGGGCUGUGGCGUUUUCUCUGUUGGAAACAUCAAUUUUUGUGUGUGCU
This is a messenger RNA of Python bivittatus (Burmese python), 1747 nucleotides long. The record is from RefSeq and is a predicted model, not a curated record. NCBI's taxonomy places the organism in Eukaryota, Metazoa, Chordata, Lepidosauria, Squamata, Pythonidae.